This is a messenger RNA of Pistacia vera, 1726 nucleotides long. RefSeq names its product LON peptidase N-terminal domain and RING finger protein 3-like. The transcript has 16 exons. NCBI's taxonomy places the organism in Eukaryota, Viridiplantae, Streptophyta, Magnoliopsida, Sapindales, Anacardiaceae. The record is from RefSeq and is a predicted model, not a curated record. Bases 194 to 1726 code for a protein of 510 amino acids. Gene Ontology annotation, molecular function: protein binding.
CAGAAAUUAGUGAAAAGUCUAAACAGAGAGAUAGACACAACACGUAGUGGAAUUUGGUCCGUGCAAGAAACGAAGGACAAAGAGAAGAACACGAUGCUUAUAUUAUUCUCUUCGAAUUCUCUCUAUUUUGGCUGCUGAAUUUCGCCGAUAAAUUGAUUCUUUAUCUCUUUUCUUUUCUUCUCGUUUCUUUGCAAUGUCGGUCGAAACGUCGUCGUCUAGCUUCACUCUCGAGGGAAUCAGCGAUGUCGAUGACUACAUUUGGGCAAAUGAAGGAGAGGGAUCGUUGCCAUGGGACAGAUACAGUCAUGUUUUUGAUUUGGUAAGAAAUGGAAACUGUGCAUUCCGAGAGAGUUGUUUUGAACAGGCAAUCAAUAAUUACUCAAGAGCCAAUAACAUCAAACCCAAUGAUCCUAUUAUUCUGGGAAACAGAUGUUCUACUUAUAUUAGGAUUAGUCAAUUCUUGAAGCACAGACCUCCAUCAGCUUCUGAGUCUAGACCAUUGAAUGGACUGGAUCCAAUGACACAUGCUGAGCUUGCUUUAAAGGAUGCUGAGAAGCUACUGAACCUCCAGAGUAAUUUAGUAAAAUCAUACAUACUAAAGGCCAAUGCCCUCAUUUUGUUGGAAAAAUAUGAGAUGGCCCGGGAUGUAAUUCUUUCAGGUCUUCAAGUUGAUCCUUUUAGCGAGUCUCUCCAGGCUUCUCUGCAGAAUUUGGAGAGGACUACAGUCAGUUUGAUAGGGAGGAGAAAUCAUGGAAGACCUGAUCGUACAGAUGAUUUUGAUUGCACACUGUGUCUGAAGUUAUUGUAUGAACCUAUCACAACUCCUUGUGGGCAUUCCUUUUGCCGAUCAUGUCUGUUUCAGUCGAUGGAUCGCGGUAACAAAUGUCCAUUGUGCCGGACAGUUCUCUUUAUUAGUCCUAGGACGUGUGCAAUCAGUGUGACACUAAAGAACAUUAUAGAAAAGAAUUUCCCAGAAGAAUAUGCUGAAAGGAAGGCAGAGCAUGAUAGUUUAAGUAACUUUGGUGUUGAUUUGAUACCUCUCUUUGUUAUGGAUGUUGUCAUCCCAUGUCAAAAGUUUCCUCUCCACAUUUUUGAACCUCGGUACAGACUUAUGGUGAGGCGAGUAAUGGAAGGUAAUCAUCGAAUGGGAAUGGUCAUUAUUGAUCCCACCACAGGUUCUAUAGCUGAUUUUGCUUGUGAAGUGGAGAUUACUGAGUGUGAGCCACUUCCGGAUGGACGGUUUCUUCUUGAGAUUGAAAGUUGCCGGAGGUUUCGAAUUCUUCGAUCUUGGGAUCAAGAUGGGUAUCGGGCAGCAGAGGUUGAAUGGUUGCAGGAUAUAAAUCCAGAAGGAGCAGAAGCCAGAGCAGAUGGUCAUAAGUCUGUCCGUAAGGCUUUAGAACAACUUGAUGUGUUGGACCUAUCUGUUUGUAUAUCUUCUUCAUGUACUGAGAAUGCACCUAAUCAGAUGUGUCUUCUCCCUGUUUUUAACAGCAUACCUACUACUGUAAGUGGCAAUGUUGCCCAAUAUGGCACAGAGAUUUGCCAGAAAGAACCAUCUGGGACCGUACAAAAGCUUGUGUUUGUGAAAUUUGAUGCUGCAGAACUUGAUACAUUGUUCAAACCAGGUACCUUUGUGGAUACAUUCUUCUCCUUAGAUCCAUAUGACUAUCAGCAGAGUGCAGGCAUCCGAUUAGUGGCGAAAAAGUUGAUUAUUCAUUCUGAGUGA